GCGAGCGCGUGCUGCGGGGGAGAUCUAGGGGAAAUCCCCCGCGCUCGCCCGCUCGGCAGCCAUUUUGUGUUCGCUGAAAGGUGGCAGAGAACGGGUCGGGCGCAGGAUCUGAGUUGUGUUGUGUCUCAUGGUGGAACAGACAGUGCACGGCCUAGAGCAAUAGUUGAAGAUGAGCGGUGCAAACAGCACGCCCCUCGGGAGAAUGAAUCCCGCCAUCGGGGCCGGCAAAAAGCCAACUGUUACUGGAGGUUCCUCGCUCCUCAAGCCCUCGUACAUGAGCACUCUGCCUAAUGCGACUUCGGUUGGCUCUUCUACUGCAGCCGCCGCCGCCGCCGCCGCCGCUGCAGCUGCCGCAGCAACGGCUGCUAUCAACCAGAAUGCAGCCAAACGAGAGAGCGAGUCCAGUUACGAUAGUGAGCGAGAGGAGAGAAAGAGAAGAAGGAAAUCACGCUGGCAGGGAGAUGAGAAGGACAAAACAUUCAUUCCAGGCAUGCCAACUGUGCUCCCCAGCAAUAUGUCGAAGGAUCAGGAGGAAGCAUAUUUACUGCAGCUGCAGAUUGAAGAAUUAAGUCGCCGUCUUCGCUCCAACGAUCUGGGCAUCUCACCUAAUCCUGAAGACAGGUCUCCAUCACCUGAGCCAAUUUACAACAAUGAGGGAAAGAGGCUAAAUACUAGAGAGUACAGAACACGUAAAAAGCUAGAAGAUGAUCGUCACACUUGCAUACAGAGAAUGAUGAAGAUUAACACAGACUACAAACCUCCUGCUGACUACAAGCCACCUGUUGUUAAAGUGUCUGACAAAGUGAUGAUUCCCCAAGAAGAACAUCCAGACAUUAAUUUCGUUGGCCUUCUAAUUGGACCUCGUGGAAAUACACUGAAAGCUAUGGAGAAAGACACAGGUGCAAAGAUAAUAAUUAGAGGCAAAGGAUCAGUUAAGGAAGGCAAGCAACCAGUGGGUCCUCCACCCCCACCUCCUCCAGGUGGUCCAGGAGGACCUGGCCCCCGUGGACCAGGCGGUGUAGAUCUAGGAUCCCUCUUGUCAGCACCACCCCCACCACCACCAUCAUAAAUUUUGUAUCCUAACAGCAGUACAAAUGCUCUGCCACUAAAGAAUGCAUACCCCAGGAACCCAUACCCUCAGGGCUACUGAUUGAUGCGUAUGUGUACAACUUAGUGUUUUGGAGUUUUUUGCUCUUUAUAAUUUACAGCUUCAUUCCAUUGUAGGAGAAGCAACAUCAGCUUCUAGAGGUAACUUCUACAUUGCAGGAUUUUUUCCAAAUUCUUAAAGUGGAUGCUUCUACUGUGGAAGGUGGACAUUUUAAUUGUACAAAGACUUGCUUUGAAUGAAUGCUUAUCCAAAGAUCAUCAGUUUAUUUGUACGAAAGGAUCUUAUUCUGAAUUUAUUAUGUCUGACAUGAAAUGCAGCUUCAUUUUAGAUAUAGAUUGGACAACUCUGCAAGGCAUUGAAUUUGUAGAAUAUAUGACUUGUCUAUUAUUAUUAUUUUAAAAUUAUUUUCUCCUUAGUGUUCUUUUAGAAAACUGAACCAGAACUAUAUGUAUAUGUAAGAUUGUAAUGCCAGUUGAAUGAAAAUAAGAUAAGAUUAUUAUAAUUAUUAUUUAUUAUCAUGAUUGUCUAUUGUUAUUAACAUUAUCACUAUUAAUAGGAAUUUGUGUUAGUGUUCUUUAUUUGAUUAUUGAUUGAAACUGCAGUUUUUUUUAACAGGUGAAUUAUGAUAGGGAUCAGUUUUGAUAAUUUUGUUGCAUGGAAUCAAUCUUGUCAAUUGAUGUUAUUUUUUAUAUAUUUGACACUCAACAUGGUAUUGCAGCUGUUCUUGUAAUCAGUGUGUGGCAUUGCCAUGAAAAAAAGAAAAAAUAUGGCACCUGAUAGUGUGUAUAUCUGUGAAUAACCAAGGGAAUGCAAAAUAUGAUUUUUGCACAGAAGAAGAACUUAUUAAGUUGAUAGGAAUAUUUUAGUAAAUUGGAAAAGAGAAAGUUGUUUAUUAUUAUCCAUGAAAAUAUGAUUUAUCUUUUUCUCUCAGUCUUUCUUGUUCUUUUGAACUUCAUUCAUAUAAUUUGAAGAUUAGAAAGGUUUAGAAAUUCCUGAUUGUAUCAUUGCCUUCACUGUCCAGUAAAUACUUCUACAAGUUGGAACACUUUUUCAUGCAAUAUGGUCAUACCCAAAAAUCCAAAUGUUCACAUCAAAUAAACUUUAGUUUAUCAAUA
Molecule: messenger RNA, 2223 nt
Organism: Penaeus monodon (black tiger shrimp)
Lineage: Eukaryota; Metazoa; Arthropoda; Malacostraca; Decapoda; Penaeidae
Product: splicing factor 1-like
Biological process (GO): regulation of mRNA splicing, via spliceosome
Cellular component (GO): nucleus
Molecular function (GO): mRNA binding; zinc ion binding
Source: RefSeq, a predicted model, not a curated record